Molecule: messenger RNA, 1162 nt
Organism: Zeugodacus cucurbitae (melon fly)
Lineage: Eukaryota; Metazoa; Arthropoda; Insecta; Diptera; Tephritidae
Gene: eIF3j
Product: eukaryotic translation initiation factor 3 subunit J
Exons: 6
Coding region: 232-945 (237 amino acids)
Cellular component (GO): cytoplasm; eukaryotic translation initiation factor 3 complex
Molecular function (GO): translation initiation factor activity
Source: RefSeq, a predicted model, not a curated record
AGCAAGAGAGUUUCACAUAAAUGACACAAAGAAGAAGAAGAAAGAUCUUGCACACGUUUGUCACAGUUUUGAUUUGUCUGUCACAUUUUUUGCUUUCAAUUCAAUUCUCUGUCCAAAACAGGAAAAAUAUUAAUAUAUUUCGCCAUUUCCAUACGGGUCGGACAAAAUUCUUGAAACCUGAAUUCUAUCAAUUUCACCUAAAAUUUAGCAUCUGCAGAUUAAUACUUUACAAUGGCCGAUGAUUGGGAGACAGCCGCUGAUGAGGAUGUGGUCAUACGUCCAAAAAUUGCAAAUGAUGUGAACAAGUGGGAGGGAGAGGAUGACGACGAGGAUGUAAAGGACAGUUGGGAAGACGAGGAGGAAAAAAAGGAUGAAGAAAAAUCCGAGACAAAAACACCAGUGCCAACAAAAACUAAACCAAACAAAGCAUUGAAAGCCAAAUUAUCCGAACAAGAACGUCUAGCAGAAGAAGCGGAAGAAAAACGGUUAGCUAACUUGACGCCUGAAGAGAAGUUGGCUGAGAAGUUACGGUUACAAAAAAUUCAGGAAGAAUCAGACCUCAAAAGUGCGCUGGACACAUUCGGUGUAUCAGGAAUUGGUAAUGGAUUAGAUGCAUUCAAUCCACAAACGAAAGAGGAGUUCAAGGAGUUUGGAGCGACGCUGAGUUGGAAAUUGUCACAUUACAAAGAAUCGCCACACUUCCCACAAUUUGUUGAGGAUCUUGUUCGUAGCAUAUGUGUUAAUUUGUCUGCAGCGGAUAUAAAAAAAGUGAAAAUGAAUGUUGAAACCUUGCAUACGGAGAAGCUCAAAAUGGAAAAGCAAAAUGCGAAAAAACCUGCUAACAAAGGAAAGAAUAAAGUCUCAUUGCGAACGGAAGCUGAUGAUCUUGAUGGCUAUCAGAAAUACGGAAACGACUACGCAGAGGAUUUUGAUGACUUCAUGUAAAUAAAAAUGGGAUAAGCGUGACAUACUUAUUGCAAAUAGAAAAUUUUUCUUCGCGUUUAAUUUUUUGUUAAAAAUUGAAAUAGAAUACAUACAAACAAAUAGAUCGCUACGAACAAUAUCUGAAAUUGUACACUUAAAAUUUUUGGAUAAGAAAUUUCAAAUAUGCUUGUGAAUUCAUUUUAUAUAAUUAUACUUUAUUAAAUAUGUAAAAAACAUA